Cyclospora cayetanensis is the source of this 798-nucleotide messenger RNA. RefSeq lists its product as uncharacterized. Bases 1 to 798 code for a protein of 265 amino acids. The record is from RefSeq and is a predicted model, not a curated record. NCBI's taxonomy places the organism in Eukaryota, Apicomplexa, Conoidasida, Eucoccidiorida, Eimeriidae. The transcript has 2 exons. Gene Ontology annotation, molecular function: peptidyl-tRNA hydrolase activity.
AUGCUCAGUUUUCUGCAUGCGGCGAGACGUUUCCUAGUUGAAAGUUACACCGUACAGGGAGGAAUCCUUUACGGGAAAACCCCUCUCACUUAUGCCCUUUCAAGCACAGCUUUUUCAGGUUCAGCCCUCGCUCUUGGUGGCCCGGUAACCCGAGCGGCAUAUGCGCAAGCAACUGCGGCAUCUGUGCAGUCAGGUUUUUCUACCCCUUCAACUAAACAAGUUGACAAGGUUUUAGGCACCCACGUUCAGCCGUGUGCAUGCUACUGGAAUCCGUUUGAUGCUCUAGGACGACGCCUUGCGGAGCGCACAUUCGAACAUUCAGGCGCAGGGAGAAGCGUUGUGCGUACGACCUUCCGACUAAUGCAGAACUCAACAGAUCCACAGGCCGGAUUUGCUCCUGCAGAUACGAUUGCGCAGGAAAAACUGUCGACAACGCAGAACGAUCCCUUAAUUCAGUAUGUAGUGCUACGCCAGGACUUAGCCACUGAGCUUAAGUGGCCUCUCGGCGCCGUUGUUGCCCAGGCGUGCCAUGCUGCGGUGGAUGCUUUGGGUCUUGCCAUGGAGGCUGACAAGGAGACCGCAAGAAGAUACUUGGCUGCAGGGAGCAGCAUGCGGACCGUGGUAUUGCAAGUUGCAAAUGAAGCUGAAUUGCUGAAACUUCAGGACAAACUGAAAAAGAACCACAUUGGCCACAAGCUGUGGCAGGAGGAACCAGAGAAUAUUCCUACAGCGCUAGCCUCUGUGCCCAUACAGAAAAGUGCUGCCCGCGUUUUUAGAGGCUUUAAGCUUCUCAGCUAA